Molecule: messenger RNA, 5375 nt
Organism: Mirounga angustirostris (Northern elephant seal)
Lineage: Eukaryota; Metazoa; Chordata; Mammalia; Carnivora; Phocidae
Gene: EFCAB5
Product: EF-hand calcium binding domain 5
Exons: 23
Coding region: 625-4686 (1353 amino acids)
Molecular function (GO): protein binding; calcium ion binding
Source: RefSeq, a predicted model, not a curated record
UCUUACUGGAAACUUCUAUCAGACUACUGAAUAGGUAUCUUAAACGUGUUAACACCUCCAAACUCAAACUCUUACCAUUCCUCCAACCUGUUUUCUCUCCUUUCCUUAUUUCAUUUAAUGGCAUCAUCAUCCAUUCAGCCUUGUAAACAUGAAAAAAACACUCAGUGAACAUUAACUAUUUCUUUUUUACUCUUUAGAUCCAAUUUUGCCCCCAGUCCUGAUCAUUGUAUCUGUUUUAGUUUAGGUUCCCUCAGAAUAGACCCUGAUCCAAGGAGUUGAGUGCAAGUUCAUCUGGGAGGUGGUUCCAGGAAAUAAUGUGGCCCAGAUGAGUGAGUCAGCAUCUCAAGAGGAACCCAAACCUGCUCAGGAAGAUGGAAAAGAAGACAAAGAAAGGAAAGAGGAAGCACCUGAAGUCAAAGAGCCUACUGAGAAAUACACCUGGAAGAGCAGACAAAAACCUCAAUUUGUUCAAUAAAGGACUCUAACACUAGAGUCUCAAAGACUUUGGUGGUUAGAAAACCUGCAAAAGUGAUUUUCAAUUUAGAUCCAACUGCACUGAACUCAAAGCUAGAACAGCCAUGGAAGAAAAAUUUUUUCGAAAGAUUGGAAGCAAGAGCCCAGGCAAUGCAGCAGAAAAUAAUAGAUAAGGACAAUCUGAAGAAAGAACUAGAAAAAAAGGCUGAAAAAAAACUCUCUAGGGAUAAUUUGGCCAAAGAGUGGUUUAAUGCUGAAAACAUGACACUGAACACUCGUGCAUAUUUGCUUGACAAACUUCUGCCUACCUUAGUUCCUGGAGUGGAAAAAAUGUUAAUGCAAGUGGAAAAGAAGAAGCUUCGGGCAGAGGUUGAUAAUACAACCAAGUUUAACCCAAUUAAUCAUUUGGGGGAAUACUUAAUGAGAAACAAUCCUUAUUAUAUCAAAGACUCAGGAAUGUCUGGUUAUCAAAGGGUGAUGAGGGAUGUCACAGAAGCCCUGAAGAUACAUGUUCCCGACACUACUGGCAACAGAAUAAGCAAGAUGAAGGAGAGUAUUAAACAGAAACGAGAACAAAGACAAUGCAUAACAGAAGUCAAAGUCCAGGUGGCCAAUACACGGAAGCAGGCUCUGCAGGAGCAGUUCAGUGAAUGGAUUCUAGACCCGAAAGGAAUGAUUCCCCUGGUAGUGAUUCAGAAUGUUCUUCAUGAAUUUUUUCAAAAUCCAGAUUUCCAUCUUGAAGCAUGUUGCAAACAAUUGGAUAUUGCUGACUCAAUGGAACCAAGAUUGAACAAAAUGGAAUUUACAGAGUACAUCUCUUCACACAUUGCAGACUUUAAAAGUGAAAUGUUUGAGAAUCUCCUUAAGCACAUUUGUCAUUGUGCAGAUGAAUUCCGGGAGGUCAUAAAAACGGACAUGUGGAGGCAGAUGUUUGCUGAACUCUUCCUGCAUUGUGACCGUGGGAAGGUAGGGUUUUUGGAUCGGCAGAGGACAUUGGCCUUGCUGGAAACAUUCUAUGACCAAAGUUCAAAAACGCUUAGAAGUUUGCUGCGAAACCCAAGACAAUGGCCAUUCAUUGAAUUUGAAGAGAUAGACUUGCCUGAGUUCUGGGGAGACAUGGAUAAUCAGAAACAUAUUUAUGAAGACUUUGACAAAGUGCUCUUAGAGAUGAAUGCAUUACUUUCUGAAAAACAUGCUAGCAAAACCCAAAGCAAGUUGUUAGAAACUCCAGAAGAUCAACAUAAACAUGAUGAACAUAAUGAAUCAACACUGCCAGAAGAGCAGAGAGAGACGACUUCAGAACAAGAACCAAACAGAAUUUCAACCGAAGAACAACAAGACAGAGAGUCAACUGGAGAAAAAGAACUAUACAGAGAAUCAGUAACAGAACAAGAAACCCACACAGGGUCAACUCCAGAACAAGGAUCAAGUAGAGAGUUAAUAGAACAAAGACCACAUGGUGACUCAGUCAUAGAACAAGGGCCACCACAAAGAGUGUCAUCUUCAGAACAAGGAGUCAACAUGGAAUCAACUGCAGAACAAGGACUCUACAGAGAAUCAAUAUCAGCACAAGGACAACACAAAGGGUCAACAGCAGAACAAGGAUCACACAGAGAGUCAGUAGCAGAACAAGGAUCACACAAAGGGUCAGCUGCAGAACAAGAACCAUCCAGAGAGAUAAUUCCAGAAAAACAACAGGAUUCAACUUUACAAUCAGAAAGAGGUAGUAUCUUCAGAGAAAGUAAAAUGUCUAGGGAGGCUACUUCCUAUGAGUACACUGAAAUCUCCCCAUGGGAAGAGAAGACUCAGGAGCAAAUAUAUGAAGAGGAACUAUCUGUGAGUCCUGAACUGCAAGAGGAAGUCCCAACGUCAAGAAGAAAAGAUCAUCUUUCAGAAACGACAAAAAAGGAAAGUCAGAAAGAUCCAUCCUGUGAAAAGUCCCAAGAAAUAGAAGGAAAGUCAUGGUCAGGCGAACUUUUGACUUGUAACUGGAAGAUGAAUUGUAUCAAAUGUGAAGAUGAGGAACAAGCAAACUUACUCCUCGGUAACUCCAGGUUUACAGACCUACACUCAAUUAUCAGAAAUAUUCAGUCUUACAAGGAAGUAAAAGGUAGAAGUGCUUUCAAUGGAGUUUCCUUAAAUCUGCUCCAGUUUGUGCAACUUCUGGAGACAUUUAUUGGUGAAGAUGCCCCCUUGAGUGUCAGUGAGACCCUCACAUCCUUUUUUAAGCGGGGCUAUGUUGAAACAGAAGAAGAGAAAAUAAGUGGCUUAGAACAGGCUAGACAAAAUGCUUCCAGAGCCCGACGGGAACUUCUCCUAGAAGCCGUGUUUCACAAGUGGGACAGUGAUGGCUCAGGCUUCCUGGAUCUGAAGGAAGUUGAUGAACUCUUGUACACAUACAAGGAGGGAAUGGAAAAAGAAUCUAUGAAGAAAGCUAAACUACACAUCCAAUUUUCAAAGCCACACCCUGACCAAGAAGUGAGGUUGUCUUUAAAACAGUUUCAGAAAUACAUAGAAUUGGUUGUAUCUGAACUCAGGGGCAAUGAAGAUCAUGUUCUGGAAAGUGUUGUGGAGUUUCUGAUGAAUACUUUAGAAAGGAGCCAUAUUGAGAAUCUGAGGAAUUGUGCCAGACGGAAAUGGCUGUACCAAAUCCAACGUGCUGCAGAGACAAGUGGGGUGUCCCUGGAGCCGGUGUACACGGAGACCUUUAAUGCCCUCACCCAGGAUGCUGAAGCCCAUGGGAAUAAGAAGAUCAGUGCUCACAUUUCCCUCUUAGAAGAGAACCUACUACUGCCUGAUAGAGGGGAAGUUCUAUUGAGGAACAUAGCUUGUACUUUAGAUGAUGCUCCAUUUGUACUGAACCGAGUGCUCUACAGGGACAUGAAGGGAAUCAGCUUCACAGUAGUGGAUGAAGGAAAGCCAAUACACGUGCCCCAAGUUCAACACCACGGGAACAUCUUUUUCUGGAACCAUUCCCUCAAGAAGAAUGAUCAAAACGGGUCAUUCCUGGCUCUGCCUCUUCAGGAUGCAUAUAUGAGGAUCUUUGGGGUCAUGGCUGUUGACACCCUAAGAGAUCCCAAAAAAAUAAAUAUCUUUGUACCUCAUGAGAUCAGAUUCUAUCAGGGUGUCGCCAACGUCUUCAGCACUGCCUAUCACUAUGUGCACAGCAGGGAGCACAUCCUGCAUGUUGUGAUCAGGGGCAUUGGCUGGCUCUGUGAUAUCACAUCUGACAUCACCACCAUUACGACGUACUUUGUUGAGCCCGGCCCAACGCGGGAUUCAGACUAUGUUUUACGCAAUAUGAUGGUUACCGGGCACCUGGGUCUAACAGAAAUCCACAAGAACCCCCCUACAAUUUUCAGGAAGACAUGCAUCUUCAGAGACUUCCUCUUCAAGUGUACAGACAGUUCGGAGGUUGUUCUGGCCUCUGUCUGUGGAGAAAACCACAUCAUAAUUCCACUCCGUGAGAGAACAGGAAAAGCCCUGGGAAUUCUUGAUUUUAACAUUGGCAGGAGUAAAAUGUUACUGUAUCGAGAAUUUAAAGAUCUACAGAAAAUGAUGAAGGUGGUCCAAGCUGCCUGCUACGAAAUACUGGGCGAAUUAUCUGGAGAAAUAAAGAAAAACUAUGUCCUAGAGAUUGAAAAUGUAGGAGAAGUCCAGCGGGCAGGAGUUCUCUUUUUCCGAAUUAUGCUGCAAGAACUGCAAGAAAGCCUCCGGCUGCUUACCGCCCUAGACUUCGUAUCACUGUUGCUCUAUGAUUAUAAUCUUCCACCAGAGUUCACAUCUCCGUCAGAUAGCAAGUCCCAGGAGCUGGAAGCCAACACAAAGCUCGUACAUGACAUCCUGAUAGGGGUGAUCUUGUUCAUUCAUCCAGAGUUGGAAUUAUCAGGUGACUUCAGAAACUGGGAAAAGUGUAAACUGUAUGUUAAGAGUUACUUAGUCGAGAAUAUUUGUGAAUUUGAUCCGACUGCUAAGAAUGUGAAAGUUAAUUUACAGCUCAUUGGCGAACAUAUCAGAGAUCAUUCUCGAAUCGAAGUAUGGGAAUUUGGUAAUAUUGUCAUCGAAUACCUCUACCAGUGGGCACACAUCUGUUUAGCUCUCGUGGAGCUAAACAAAAAACCAAAUAGUGCUCUCGCACCCCCGUUGCCCUCCAAGACCGACUCCUGUGUGUAUGCAAAAAUGCCAAAGGAAACCAUGCCAGGGAAAUGCUAAUGAAUUAGUACUGUAUUUAGGAUAUUUUUGUCAUGUUCAGUUUUGUUAACUAUAAAAUAUUUUCAAUUGGAAAGGAGUGCCACAUAGACAUAUCCGGCUCCUAGACAUUUACUUCAGCACUUUUUAAAACGAAAAACGCUACCUAAGGAGAAAUUUGAUCUAAAAAAUAUCCAGUGAAGGUAGCUGUAACCAAAUGUAUGUUAUGGCAUAUACUUAAAAGUUUCCUUUUAGUUUUAACUUUGUAUCUGCCAUGGGACUAUUGUGGUUAAUUGGGUAGAGUUAUUUUAAUUCUUUUAAGGUACAAAGUAAAGACUGAGAAUUUAAGGGGAAAAUGGCAGUUUUUACAUUAAAAGGGUACCAAGUAAUAAAGAUUUUAAAUGAACUGGGAAUUGUUUUUCUACUUUUUCAGAGACUUAAGUGAGCACCCCCUCUUCCCUCUCCCCAUCUUCGACUCACCCUCCCCACUCACUUUAACAAGUUAUUCCAAUGAAUAGAAAUUCUUGUGGGAAAAUGUCCAUGACUCAUGGAAAAAAGAAAACACCUUUUUUUUUUAAUAACAAAAACCUCUCAAGUUCAAGAACUGCAAAAAGAAUUUAUAUUUAUUUAAAGCUUAUUAUUACAGCAAACUUUACUGCUCUUUUGUGAGAUUUCAUCUUUGCAAUAAGAUAUCUGAUGAGAGUCCAUUUUUA